AUGACAGAAGCCCAGGAUGUGUUAAAAAACAUCCAGCGAAAACCCGGCCUGCAGAUCUGGACCAUCAGUGUGAGCAACAGCACCUCACAAUCCACUGACAUCCACUACUGGAUAGGCAACACAUCGUCUCAGGACGAGCAGGGAGCGGCAGCCAUCUAUGUGACCCAACUGGACAAGUAUCUCGGCGGCAGUCCGGUUCAAUACCGUGAGGUUCAGGGAUGUGAAUCAGCUAAAUUCAAAAGCUACUUCAAGAAUGGCCUCAUAUAUAAAAAAGGUGGUGCGGGAUCGGGAUUCACACAUGUGGAGACCAACACGUUUAACAUUCAGCGCCUGCUCCACGUCAAAGGAACGAAACAUGUGACUGCAAGAGAGGUGGAGGUUUCCUGGAGCAGUUUUAAUCUAGGGGACAUAUUCCUGCUGGACUUGGGAAAAGCAAUAAUACAAUGGAACGGUCCUCAAAGCAACAGACAAGAAAAAUUAAAGGCCGUUCUGCUGGCUCAGGACAUCAGGGACCGAGAGCGUGGAGGCCGGGCUCAGAUUGGUGUGAUCGAGGGUGGGCAGGAGGAAGCCUCUCCUGAGCUGAUGAAGCUCAUGAUAUCUGUUUUGGGUCAGAGGACUGGACACCUGAAAGAGUCAAUCCCUGAUGACAAACCAGACCAAAACCAGACCUCUAUCAUCAAACUGUACCAUGUGUCUGAUGCCAGUGGUCAGCUGUUGGUACAGGAAGUGGCUACCAGUCCACUGACCCAGGAUUUGCUGAGUUCCUCUGAUUGCUAUAUUUUAGAUCAAGGUGGCAGCUCAGUAAUGGUCUGGAAAGGAAAGGCAGCAUCAGAUGAAGAGAGAAGCUCAGCACUGAGUCGCGCGGUUGGCUUUAUAAAAGCAAAGAACUACCCGUCCAACACUAAAGUGGAGGUUAUGAGUGAAGGAGGAGAGUCUGCCAUGUUUAAACAUCUCUUCAAGUCCUGGAAAGAAAAAGGUCAAACUCAAGGACUGGCUAAAGUGGAUCAGGUGAAGUUUGACGUCAUGGAGCUUCACGCUCAGCCAAAGCUGGCUGCUCAGGAGCGGAUGGUGGACGAUGCCUCAGGACAUAUUCAGGUUUGGCGCAUUGAGAAUCUUGAACUGAAGGAGGUGAACCCGAGCACAUUUGGACAGUUCUAUGGAGGAGACUGUUAUCUAGUGCUGUACACCUACAACAGAGCCAACAAACAACAGUACAUCCUCUACAUGUGGCAGGGUCGCCAUGCUACACAGGAUGAGGUGACGGCAUGCGCUUAUCAGGCGGUGAAUUUGGAUAACAAAUACAAUGGAGCCCCAACACAGGUCAGAGUGGUCAUGGGAAAAGAGCCAAGACACUUCCUGGCCAUCUUUAAGGGCAGGCUCAUCAUUUUUGAGGGUGGGACAGGAAGACCGGGUGUUGUGAACCCUGAUCCUGGUGCCAGACUCUUCCAGGUCAGAGGAACACAUGAGAUGAACACCAAAGCAACAGAGGUGCCCGGCAGAGCCUCCUCUCUCAACACCAAUGAUGUCUUUCUGCUCAAAACUCAUCAGAACGUCUUCCUGUGGUAUGGCAAGGGUUGCAGUGGAGACGAGAGGGAGAUGGGGAAAGCCGUAGCUGAUUUGCUUUCUGAGCAGGACAAGCAGAUUGUAAUGGAAGGACAGGAACCAGCUGCCUUCUGGGUGGCUUUGGGAGGGAAAGCUCCAUAUGCCACUGACAAGAGACUGGAGAAAGAAGUGGCACCUCACGAACCUCGUCUGUUUGAAUGCUCCAAUCAGACGGGCCGAUUCCUUAUGACAGAGGUGGCUGACUUCACUCAGGGAUUGACCUUGUCAUGCUUCAGAGGUGGCUGGGUUCACUCAGGUCAUGCUGUCGCUUCUUUUGAUGAGCUGAUGAUGUGGCAUCAAAAAGUUAGAAAGCUCCUGGUCUUACUUGCAUGUCAAUCUCCUAAACCCCUCUUCUUCCUCCUCCUUCAGAUUUUCCUUUGGAUUGGUAACUCAGCCAACCAGUACGAGACUCAGGAGUCCUAUAACAGUGCAGUGGAAUAUCUUAAAACCCACCCAGCCGGACGGGACCCUGGGACACCGAUCACCACUGUUAAACAAGGCCAUGAGCCGCCCACCUUCACCGGCUGGUUCAAUGCCUGGGAUGCUCAUAAGUGGAGCGGAGGCCUUUCAUACGAGGAGAUGAAAAGCAAGCUGGGUGAUAUUUCGCAAAUCACUGUGAAUCUCAACAACACAAGCCUGAAUAAGAAGACAGGAGGAGGUGGAGGGAGCUACAGCGCUCCUGGAGGCCCAGGAAAUAUAAAGUCCCAUAAUCAGAGGAUGUCCUCCUCCAUCUCCAAUGCAUAUGUAGACCAGUCUCUCAGUAGAGCAAAGCCUUCUGGGAUGCUACAUUCUGAGCAGCUAGUUAAAACACCUAAUCAGCUGCCUCAAGGAUUGGACCCUGAAAAACGAGAGGAAUAUUUGACUGAUGCAGAAUUUGAGAAUCUCUUUGGCUGCACCCGUAACAAUUUCCAGCGGCUGCCUAAAUGGCGUCAGAACGAUCUUAAAAAGAAGGCAGGGCUGUUUUGAGUUGAUUUUGUUAUAAUGAGAUAUAGUCUGAUCUUCAGACCUGAUUAUUGUGCUCUAUGUGUAAUUUGGGUUAGAAGAUAGUCACCUAUGCAAUGUUAUAGAGUUAUUUAUUCGUCAAAAAGCUAAUAUGACCUAAUACAAAUGCUUUGUAAAUAUCUUGCAUAGAACAUUAAAAUUAUACCACCAAAAUGAUUCUAUCAGUCACUUAGAACGUCUACAUGCUUUUUAAUCCUAAUAAAAACACACUGUAAGCCAAGAAA
This is a messenger RNA of Cyprinus carpio (common carp), 2828 nucleotides long. Its product is annotated as advillin-like. Gene Ontology annotation, cellular component: actin cytoskeleton; cytoplasm. The transcript is spliced from 18 exons. Gene Ontology annotation, molecular function: actin filament binding; phosphatidylinositol-4,5-bisphosphate binding. Bases 1 to 2568 code for a protein of 855 amino acids. NCBI's taxonomy places the organism in Eukaryota, Metazoa, Chordata, Actinopteri, Cypriniformes, Cyprinidae. Gene Ontology annotation, biological process: actin polymerization or depolymerization; barbed-end actin filament capping; cytoskeleton organization. The record is from RefSeq and is a predicted model, not a curated record.